This is a messenger RNA of Morus notabilis, 1049 nucleotides long. RefSeq names its product ubiquitin-fold modifier-conjugating enzyme 1. Gene Ontology annotation, molecular function: UFM1 conjugating enzyme activity. The record is from RefSeq and is a predicted model, not a curated record. The transcript is spliced from 3 exons. The coding region runs from base 331 to 855 and encodes 174 amino acids. Gene Ontology annotation, biological process: protein K69-linked ufmylation. Gene Ontology annotation, cellular component: cytoplasm. Lineage: Eukaryota; Viridiplantae; Streptophyta; Magnoliopsida; Rosales; Moraceae.
CGGACAUCUCUUUUUUUUCACCGAGACGACAUGUCGUUUCUAACUCGAGAACCAUAAAAACCCCAACGCCUCACACCAUUUCCAGUAUUCUCUUUUCUCUUACGUUCCUCUAGUUCUCUCAAAUAUUACAUUUAGACUGAAUGCCCAAAAUGCUGUCAAAUUUACCCCAAAGAAUCUCACACCGAUUCUCCCCAUUAAACUCGAGCAUCAUUACCACAAUUCACAGGCACAGAGCUCUGAAUCUCUGAUUAGAAGCGAGAGUUACAGAGAUCCAAAAUCCAAUAAUCAAAUCUAGGGUUAGGGUUAGGAUUUGGGAAGAAGAAGAAGAAGAUGGAGGGUUGGGAUCCAAGCACGAAAUCGACGCUGACCCAAAUUCCUCUCCUGACGACGAAGGCCGGGCCGAGAGACGGCGCGGCGUGGAUGCAGCGGCUGAAGGAGGAGUACAAGGCGCUGAUCGCGUACACGCAGAUGAACAAGUCGAACGACAACGACUGGUUCCGAAUCUCCGCCAUCAAUCCGGAGGGCACGCAGUGGACCGGCAAGUGCUGGUACGUCCACAACCUCCUCAAGUACGAGUUCGAUCUCCAGUUCGACAUCCCCGUCACCUACCCAGCCACCGCCCCCGAGCUCGAGCUUCCUCAGCUCGACGGAAAGACUCAGAAGAUGUAUAGAGGGGGUAAAAUCUGCUUGACUGUGCAUUUCAAGCCUCUCUGGGCCAAGAACUGUCCUAGAUUUGGCAUAGCACAUGCACUCUGCUUGGGGCUAGCACCAUGGCUUGCAGCUGAAAUUCCCAUUCUUGUCGAUUCGGGUAUGAUCAAGCACAAAGACGACGUAGCGUCAUCCGCAGAAUCUUAGUUAUCUUAUGUUACAUUUGAGGCUUUUGUAAAACUAAACCUAAAGAUUUGGAGUUAUUGACCUCUGGUCGGAUAAAAAUAAAUGUUGAAGCACAAGUUGUGCAUUUUACAGGAUGUCUCCUCACUAUUCAAAUGUACAAUUUAUCUACACAGAUAUCAUUACUUUGUAUGAGAUCAGAAAGGUUAUCUUCCAAA